Desarmillaria tabescens is the source of this 1188-nucleotide messenger RNA. RefSeq lists its product as uncharacterized. Bases 1 to 1188 code for a protein of 395 amino acids. Lineage: Eukaryota; Fungi; Basidiomycota; Agaricomycetes; Agaricales; Physalacriaceae. The record is from RefSeq and is a predicted model, not a curated record. The transcript is spliced from 7 exons.
AUGCUAGCACCAGUGCUUGUCAGCGAUGAUGAGGCGCAACAACCUGAACAAGUUCCUCCUACCUCAGAAGGUCUGGUCAAGCGCAAGAGGCCUGUGAAGUCCCGAAUGCCCUCUGACGAACGCGAAGCGAUUGUUACCAUGUUUUUGGACAGGAGCGGCUUUAAAGACGAUGAUGAUUUGCAGGACUUAUGGGAUCGUGCCACUCGCAACGGCAUGCCUAUCUGCGAUGCACUAACGUUGGGAGAGAAAGUGCGGCCACUGCUGGAGAAAUGGCUCAUUGGACACUUCGGGACCAGAAGAGUUGUUAGCCACAAAUAUUACCACGUGGAAGUGACCAUGGCCCAUUGGGAACAGUUCAUCAACUGCAGCCAUGACUGGUUAACAAACAUAAGAGAUAUCGGCAGAUAUGUUGAGAAGGAAGGCGUUGACACUGCGGAGGAGAAACUGUGUCAGAUAAACUUUGUUGACCCCCAGUUCAUGAAAGGCAGGAAAGGCAAAGGGCGUAAGAGCCAGAGAUGGCACGGCGCUGCAACCAUAGUUAAGCGGCUCGCAAUGAUUUAUGGCAAGCUGCCUAAUAUUGCUUCAGAGAGGAAGGCCAACCCACUUUCAUUGGACGAUGUAGAUGAUGACAUAGAUGAUGCUAGGGUGGACUACAAAGUAGGCGCUGCAAGACUGCCUGAUAUCCCACCUGAGUGUUGCAGCAGGGAAGAAUCUACAAGUCCUAUUCUGUUACUGAGUGAGCCAAUAGAACCUCAAACCCUGCAUGAGCUGACCUCAGAAUCCCCAGAAUGCCAUACUCGACAUAUGCCCAAUUACAGUGUCAGUGUGCCGAGCGACAAAACUGCUCAACGAGUGUAUGUCGAGCAGAUGCCGGAUAUCAUAGGAGCAUCGACGACAGCGUACUUCGAAGUCAGCCUGAUUGGAAUCUUUCAGCAGGCUAUGGUGACCCUCCAUGCUUCUGCAUCAGGUAUAGCGCAGUGGUACAAUGAAUCACUUCGGACGCCUGCAACCCACGUUCCCAACAACUUUGUUUUGGAAAGCAAACUCACGGCAGAGUUGGUCUAUGACGCUUUUUUUCUACACGGGCUGCUGCUGGAUGCGUACAAUAGGCACGAGCACCUGACUUUGCCCAACAGCGGAGAGCACCGAGGUCACAUGAACAAGGCACUCGAGGACAGGAACAGAUGA